Molecule: messenger RNA, 8075 nt
Organism: Monodelphis domestica (gray short-tailed opossum)
Lineage: Eukaryota; Metazoa; Chordata; Mammalia; Didelphimorphia; Didelphidae
Source: RefSeq, a predicted model, not a curated record
ACCUUCGUUUCUGUGGGAUACUGGAGAGUCCCUCCGUUCUUCCAAAGGUGAUUUUUAUGCUCUUUUGAGGUAUUCUAUUUCGUUCGGUGCCAGGGAGAGGAAGCGAUUCACGUCUAGAUUGCCACCAUGUUUACCCGGAAGUCGGAGAGUAGCUUCUUACAUGUACCAAGCUGAUAAAGACAAACAAGAAGGGACAAGAGAAAUAAUUGAAGAUUUAAGAAGGGAAAUUAAAUAAGUCAUUUCAACAAGAAAAAACUAUGGCAGUACUAAGGGAAUAUAGGCCACCAAGAUAGCUCUAUUAUCCACAAAGAGGGUUUAACAACCAAGCCCUGAGAUGUUACAUGUAUGUCCAUUUAAUGCAUGAUUGUUGGUCCUAGGGACAAAUAUUUAGGCAAAAUGGCAGAUAGUAUGAUAAUUACAGAAAAAUGUAGGAAAAAACUUCAGGGGAAACCUUACAUUAUUACACUAUCCUGCUUUGAGGCAGGUAGGAGCCUCAGUGAAUAGUCAGAAAAGAGCUAGGCCUAGAGACUGGAGGUUCUGGGUUCAAAUUUGGCCUCAGAUCCUUUUAGCUAUGUGACCCUGAGUAAGACACUUAAUCCCAGUUGCUUUGCCCUUACCACUCUUUUGCCUUGGAAUUGAUACUUAGUAAUUUUAGGAAUUUGGUUGUUGGGAUAUUAAAUGAGGGGAAUCUCAGGAAAACCAGAUUAUUUUUUCUAUUUGAUAGUAGCAUCAGAUCUUGGGAAGAGCUUAUUUGAUACAUGUUUGUGGGGUUCAGAGUUCAUGUAAACUGUGUGAAUUUUAGUUUUACUCCACCCUGUUUAGUCUUUAGAAUUCUAGUAACCAGGAAUGUAUACACCCCCACUUAAGGAUUAACUGUAGGGGAGGAUGGCCUAUAACCGGCAUGUGCUAGCAAGUGACAAAUCAGAAACAACUGACUGACCCCCGGGCUGUCCUAAGCCAAGCUUAAGCCACCAUUGGUACAUGUGUGACACAGGAAGUGAUGUAAAGAAUGGGCUAUAUAUUUCACCUCACUUCCUGUGAAAACUCUUGGUGGCGUUGGGAGCUUUUGGCGGUGUUUGGUGUGCUUGCGGCUUUGUUGGACUUUGAGUUGGAGUUUAGCUCUGUAGCAUAGUUUAGGUGAAGCGGUUUCCUGGAAUUGACCUUGGUUUAACGUGUCAGCAUGUAAGUCAAGCUGUCAGUGUCCACCAUGUGAAGAGAGCAGUAGCUCAGAAUUUGUGGUCUGUUUGUUCAGAAUGUUUAAAGGAAAGAAGGCUCUGUGAUGGAGAGUCAGUAAAAUCUGAUAUUUGGUUGUGCCUCAAGUGUGGCUUUCAGGGAUGUAGUCAAAACUCAGAAGACCGGCAUUCUUUGAAACACUUCCAGACUUCCUGCACAGAACCCCAUUGUAUUAUUAUCAAUCUUAGCACAUGGAUUAUAUGGUGUUAUGAGUGUGAUGAAGAAUUAUCGACACAUCGUAAUAAAAAAGCUUUGGCUCAAAUAGUUGAUUUUCUCCAGAAGCAUGUUUCAAAAACAGAAGCAAGUUCAUUUUCCAAAGUAAUAAGGCUUUGCGAAGAAAAAUGUGAAGCAGGUGAACUAUGGAAAGGAAAAUGCCAAAUCAAUAGUUUACCAGCUUCUGUGAAAGGAAUUAAUAACUUAGGGAACACUUGUUUUUUUAACGCUGUCAUGCAGAACUUGGCACAGACUCACAUGCUCAAUGAAUUGAUGUAUGAAGUCAAAGAGAAGGGGACAAAAUUAAAAAUUUUUCAUACUUCAGACCCUCAGUUGGAUCCACUAGUGGUGAACCUGUCAAGUCCUGGAACUCUGACUUCAGCUAUGUUCCUCUUCCUUCACAGCAUGAAGGAGCCUGGAAAAGGACCGCUUUCUCCUAAAGUUCUCUUUAACCAGCUUUGUCAGAAGGCCCCACGAUUUAAGGGUUUCCAACAGCAGGAUAGUCAAGAACUUCUGCAUUAUUUACUGGAUGCAAUGAGGAUAGAAGAAACAAAGAGAAUACAAAGUGGGAUUCUAAAAGCAUUUAAUAAUCCAACUGCUAAAACUGCAGAUGAAGAAACUAGAAAAAAAGUCAAAGCAUAUGGAAGAGAAGGAGUGAAGAUGAACUUCAUAGAUAGGAUCUUUGUUGGUGAAUUGACUAGCACAGUCAUGUGUGAGGAAUGUGAAAAUAUCUCAGCCAUGAAAGAACCUUUCAUUGAUCUUUCUCUUCCCAUCAUAGAAGAAAGGGUAUCAAAACCUGUUCCAGUGGGAAGGAUGAGUAAAUGUAAGAAUUUACAAGAAACCAACCUAGAUCAGUACAACUGCACUACUGCUACUACAAUGAAUAAUCAUCUAAAAAGUACAAAGAAACACUCCUUAAUGAAAGAUAAGAAUCAACUAAAUUAUGAAAGAAGACUUGUAAGAAAAUCAUCAUCUGGGGAAGAAGAGAAAAUUCCUGUUAUCAUGCAUCAGAAAAAUGGAAACCUUGAAAUAAAUGGGGAUUCUUCAAUUUUGUCCAUAGGAGACACAAGUAGGGUGUCUGAGACUACAGCAAAUGCAAGUCAGACUGAUGGAAGUGAGAAAGAAGUCAGCCAUUCUGAAAGUAGUGUUGAUGCUGACAGUGAGGCUUCAGAAUGUGAAAGUGCUUCAAAGCAAACCAUUUCUGUUAGACCCAAUAGCUUAUCCUUUUUGCAUGAAGGUGUUCCUACAUAUACAUCAAUAGUCCCUGAACUUCCGUUUGCCAUUGCCAGCGAGAGUGGUAAGGAAGUAGUCACUGAAGCCACUGCCAAACUUAGCUUAAGUGACACUGUAACCAGAGGUACAGAACUUAACAGUGAAUACCAGCCAUUAAAUUUUUCAAGUAAUUCCUUAUGUUCAGUGGAGAAGUAUACAUUAUCCCAUAGCCCCCAGAAUGCUUUCCAAACCCUUUCUCAGAGUUAUACAACUACUUCCAAAGAAUGUUCAAUUCAGUCCUGUCUCUACCAGUUUACGUCUGUGGAGUUACUAAUGGGAAAUAACAAGCUUUUAUGUGAGAACUGUACUGAAAAGAAACAAAUGUACCAAAAGAAAAUCAAUUCAACAGAAAAGAAGUCGGAAGGGAUGUAUACCAAUGCAAGGAAGCAGUUGCUCAUUUCUGCUGUUCCAGCCAUUCUUAUUCUCCAUCUUAAAAGAUUCCAUCAGGCUGGUUUGAGUCUACGAAAAGUAAACAGACACGUGGAUUUCCCACUUGUGCUAGAUUUAGCACCCUUUUGUUCUGUUACGUGCAAGAAUGUAACCAGAGGAGAGAAAGUUCUCUAUGGGCUUUAUGGAAUAGUGGAACAUAGUGGCUCAAUGAGGGGAGGCCAUUAUACAGCUUACGUGAAGGUCAGAACAACUUCCAAGAAAUCAUUGGACCAUGUUGUUGGAAAUAAAAAUGUCCACGGUUUAAAAGAAACAGUGGGAGCACCACCAGGACAAUGGGUGCAUGUUAGUGAUACUCAUGUGCAAAUGGUUCCAGAAUCCAGAGCACUUAGUGCACAGGCUUACCUUCUUUUUUAUGAAAAGAUACUAUAGUGAUCAUUGUUCAUAAUUGUUUAAAAAGUUAAUGAUUAUUUAGGCCACCUCUAUUUAAAUGCUGCAGGGGUAAAGUGAAUAUGUAGUGUGCCUUUAUUAUGUUUUUUCUUUCUUAUACUUAAUCCCCUAGAUAUUCCUGAACUUAAAAUUUUUUUUUUCAUUUAUUCCUUUUUAAAAUGAGUUGUAAUUCCCCAAACUUUUAAACUUCCAUCUUCUUAAGUCACAUGCCCAAUUUGUGCUCUUUCUAAGGUUAUGUCAAAAAAAUAUAUCAAUUAUACUUAGAACCUAUAGCCCUUGUGAGUCCUGGGUGAUACAAUUCAAUAAUAUUGUAAUUUGCCUCAUUAUUACAUAGUUUUAGCAAGUUACUAUCCCCUAAAAUAUAACUACUAGCAAUAAAACCUAACAUAAAAUAUAAUGUGAAGUUAGACACAUUCCCUGUUACCAAUUCUUGUAUAUGUUUCAUCUGUAUCCACAGCAGUAGCUUUGCAAAACAAAAAUGAUUUGGCUUACUGCUUUGAUGUAUUUUGAGAACUAAAAGUAUGGGGGGAAAAAAUCAACCAAGUUAAUGUUGUUGGGCAACAUGUAAUAGUUUGAAGACAUGGAUCACCAAGUGAAAUUUCAUAAAUUGGCAAUUUGUAAUAGGUUCCUAAUAGUUAGUUUUAGGGAGUCAGUUUGUUUAGUACCAUGAGAAAAUUUGCUAGAUUAAAUUUUGAAGUUCUUAGAAUUGCAUUCUUUAUAACAUUCUCCAACAACAAGAAAUAAUAAAAUUUUAUAGUCUGAUAUUUUAGUAAAUAUUGACUGUGGCUUUGAGGAGAGGAAUUAUGAGGUUACAAUUCCUUUCUGUACUUAGCAUAUCACAUACAUUCAAGUUGGGUUAAUUUUUGUUUUAAUUAAAUAUAAUGUAAGCAUUUCUGAUUAUUUCAUAUGUACAGAUAUUUUUGGAAGUUUUUUGCUUUAACCUUGUGAUGACUGAAAAUAUUGCUUUCUUUUAUAUAUGCAAAUUAUAGCUUUGUCAAAAAGUGAAAGUAUAAGUAAAAUUAAAUCCUAUUAAUUGUAUUCUUGACCUGAAAAGUAUUAAAAUUACUUCUCGGGAUUACUUUUUAAAAAUUACUCAGGAUACUCUUUUCCCAACCAUAGAAAUAUUGCAAGCAGUUUUAUUUAUUACAAACAAACCUAUAAUCCGCAUUCAACUACAAAACAUUUAUUUCCUGUUAUAAUUUUUAAAAAUUCAAUGAAUAAAAGGCUUUAUUAUCCAAGAAAAUAUAUAGUUUGUCACAAAAAAAAAAACCAAUAAUCCCAUAGGACAUGACAACUCAAGAUUUUAUAUUGACUAAUACCCAUAAGUUAAGGUGACAUUUUCUUUUAAGUUCCUAUCCCUGUACACAGCCACUUCAGUGGCUUAUCAUUGAUUCUAGUUAUAUAAGAUCAAGGCACCUUAAUCAAAUGCAUAAGUAUUAAUAGCUGUCAUGAUCCAGGUAGUCUGAAAAAUGUUUGUCUUCCAGUUGCUCUUUAUGAGAAGAAAGGUAGGAAGUAUUGUAAAAUAUGAAUGAAAAAGUUACACCUGUGGAUUGGUUGAGCAUUGCCCUCCAUAGACCAUGACCUUCCAACACAAAAAUAAUAACUAGACCUUUUAGUGACUAGUUGAUUACUAAAGUUUAUUAUUAAUUUUCAAGGUUUUGAUAGAAUACAAAGUAUAGGGCUUAAGUAGUACACUUUUCACAAUUUGGGUUUUUUCUUAUAAAGCAUUAACAUUCACAGCUCAGUUGCAUCUUUGUGUUCCGAACUUUUGAUAAUUUGAGAUUGAUAUAUGCAUGCUAAGAUUCUGAGAAAGAAAAAAGAUUGCAUGUAUAAUCUGACAAACCUAAGCUUUUUUAAUAUUAAGAUUAUGACCUAAUAAGAUACAUCCUAAUUGAAUGAGAUGCUAAGAAAGUGUAGGAUUUUUUAGCUUAGUUGUCAUUAGUAAGCUUUCUGCUUACUGAUCCAGCUUAUUCUUUUUGACAGUGCUAAGUAUCAGCUAUCUCUGUUUCUAAACAUACCAGGCCAUUGCUAACAAUUGCAUAUUUCCCAAAGAUGACAGACUAAAGAAUUUCUGUUGAAAAACUAUUUCUUGUAGUGUUAGAUUGUUUUUUAAAGGAAAUUAGAGCCAGCCCUUUCUCUUUCCUUAUCUUUUAUUGCUCUCUUAUACAAAUAAAGCCUGAGAUAGUUCAGGAAGGUCAAAGAUUAAGGGAAGUGAAGAAUUCUUCCAAACCAUAUGAAGCAAAGUAAGUCCAGAGAAUAAAAAUUUUUCUACUCUUAACUGUUAGCACUAGUGAUUAAUUUAUCAAAAAGCUUCUCAAGCAUGUAUUUGAUUACUAUUGUGUAAGUUUUAUAAUCAUAGAAUUUUAGAGCUAAAGGAAGCUUUGGUGAUCUGAUCCAGGAUUGGCAGGGCCACGAUAGCUCUUUACUUUUAUGCAGCUUUAAAUCAAAAUGAAGGAACAUAUUCCAUGUGUUUUAACUCAUCUUGCUGACAAGCAAAAGCUUUAACUACUAGGAAAGGUAGAUUGCUGAACCCAAACUAGCAGAACUUUAUUCUUAUUCCUUAGCCUUUAUUCGUAUUCCUUAGCCCUUGUGGUGGAGGGGGAAGGAAAGGGAAAGAAUCACAAUGUCUUAAAAGGAGGAGUUACCCCAUUUGGAACAACUUUACUUAAGUGUUGCUUCUUCCUUCCCCAACCCCACCCCUAUGCUUAAGAGUGGGAUGGGUAGAACUUCUUUUUGCCUUCUACUAAUUCUUCCUGUCUCACAACUCUUCCCCUCAGAGCCAGGUUCUCUUUGCCUUCUCAGAUAACUGCUACUUUAAGAAAUUUGCACUAAUAUACCAACAAGGAGAAAUUGUAGUUCUUCAAGGUCCUUCCAUUUAAAAAUAUAUAAACUAUACCUGAAGUUCUGAAAAUCUCUUGACAUCUGUUGUUUAUAAAAAGUUAUUUUUAAAAAAUGACUCUUUUCCUUCAAAAUGUUAUUGAUCAGACUGAAGUCUGCUUAUUUUACAGAUAAAGACCCUGAGACUGAAUGAUUAACUGAUUUUAAUUAAUUUUUUUUCCUGGCUUAUAAUGCUUAUAGUGGCAGAGUCAGAACCAAAACCUAUUUCUUGUGACUUGACGUCUCAGUGGUCUUUCCAUUCAGCCCUGUUACAUGUUUACCAGUGUAUUCUGGGUUUGAUAAUUUACCUCAGUGCUCUGAAAGCUACACUAGCUUUUUUUAUGGUUUUUAGUAUGCAAAAGUCAGAGUAAUUUUUAUUUAUUAUUCCAGAAAUAACAUGAAAGAAUGGUGGAUCAUUUUUUAGUUUCCUUAGCUUUUAAUUAAAUAUGAAAUCUCUAGUCUUGAAAUUUCUUCUUGUUUAAUUUCAAAUUUAGUGGCUCUUUUUAUGAAGAGUUCAGAAUAUUCAUCUUCUGAGUAGAAAAGAUACUUGUGAUCACUUUUGCUAUAGAAAAAGCAUGUAUUUAUUCUAUUUAUCAUACGUUUUACAUUUUUAAAUAUAAUUUUUGUUUUGAAUGUUGCCAGAGUUUAUUAAAUCUGAUCUUAUUAAUGGAAAGAUGUAUAUCUUCAGGGUUGCUAGGGUGAAAAACCAUUAUGAUAAAGACUUUUUAAAAAAAGGUAAUUGGAAAUUUUAUAGAUACCGAAUUUGAACUGCCAUGAUCUGAAAUUCUGCCCUAAGCUGAAUGAAAGCCUCAGUAACAGAAGUUAAAAAGUAGUUUAGAAUAUAUAUGCAUAUCUAUAUUUUUUUCUCCUAAAUACUUUUUGUAUUUUAAUGGUAAAAUUAUGACUAUCAAUUUGUUAGAGAAAACAAUAUUGCUUACUCUAUUCAAGAUUUUACCAUUUAAAAUAAAGCUUAAAAAAUUUGUUGUGCAUAUUUUUUUAAGAUAAUGAAAAAGAGUGGUGAGUUAGUAGAUGAGUGAUGAUAAAUCAUCCAAAGUAAGGAUUAGUUUUCUGUGAAUUUGGAUUUGCAAACAACUAUUUAGUUAUAUAUUUAAUAGCUUGCAUCCUACCUGUGAUUAUUGACAUCAGUACUAAAAUACAUAUAUACUGAAAAUAGCUUCAUGAAGAAGUAAAUAUAGCUUAAUAUGAGAAAUAAAAAUUAAGCUAAUAUCUAAUGUUUUUUUAGUAUCAUUAAAAAUGCUUUGUCUACUCAGAUUAUUUUUUUUUCUGCAUGAUCUCUUAUAGAAUACCCUUAACAGGAUUUAUAUUUUAUGUGCAAUAAAACUAAACUUCAGUUUAGUACUUAGUGCAUUAUCAAAUAUGACUGUAUUUUUAGUUAUUUGAAAUGUUUGUUGUUGAUGUAAAAUUGUCAAGAGGAAAUGUAUUUAUAUAAUACAACAGACAGAUGAGAUGAGAAUAUAUUUUUAAUUAAAAAAUUUUAGAUUGGUUAUAAAUGGAUAUCUUUCAUUAUAUCUGUAAUUUAAAUAUUCUACAAUGUUUUAUAAAAGAUAAUCAUGCAUCUGGUUGAACAGGUUGAUUUUAUUGGGUAAAAUAUGUAAAUUCUUAAUAAAUAUUGGUUUAUCCAA